This is a messenger RNA of Mangifera indica (mango), 1602 nucleotides long. RefSeq lists its product as uncharacterized. The record is from RefSeq and is a predicted model, not a curated record. The transcript is spliced from 2 exons. Lineage: Eukaryota; Viridiplantae; Streptophyta; Magnoliopsida; Sapindales; Anacardiaceae. Bases 221 to 1393 code for a protein of 390 amino acids.
UAGCUUGUCCUAUCUGCCCAUCUAACUCCUCAUUCACCCUAUUAAGUUAUUUUACACUUCAAAUCCAAAGCCCGCCUGUUCCUUCCUCCCUCUGUGAUAUAUUUACUUUCUUCAAGGGCACUAUUGUUUUUGCUUAGAAUUGCGAAACCUUCCUCUAGCAUACAAGUUUACUAUAAUUUUCAUUUUUCCAUUCACUGCCUCUCAAUUCUGUGAGUGAACAAUGUCUACCACACCAAAAAAAGAUUCAGGGUGUUUCUCUUGCAUUUUACGCCGGAUUUUAUGCCACGGUAGUCCUCAAGCAUACCCAUCUGAUCAGAUUGCAGGACCUCAGGAAGUUGAAUUCAAUGAGCCAAAGAAAGAGUUUAGACCUCAAGCUCAAGGGGCUCCAGGAGUAGUGGCAAGACUGAUGGGUCUAGACUCCUUACCAGAAGCUAGCUGUGUUUUCAAAGGAAGGGCCCCGGAUUCAGUAACAAGAAGUAAGUCGGUGAAUUUUAUGGAUUACUUGUUGCAGUUGGAUUUAGCUCAAGCUCAUCAGCAUCGCAAAGUGAGAGCAUCGGUGUCAUUUCGUGAAGUCCCAACAUUGUUGCAUCAACAAAAUCCUGAGUUAUUUACUCUGUACCUGGAUGAAGUGGAUGAAAAGAAGAAGAGGGAGUCAAAAGUGAGAAAAUCUGGUGAGAAGUUUGGAGAGUUGAAACAGAAGAAAGAAGAGAAAAGUAAGAAGAAUAAAGAGAGAUUAGGUAUGAAUAAGAAGGAAAAAGAAAGCAAAAGCAAGAAAUUCUCCAAGUUCAUAAAUGAACCCAGGAGAAUUUCUGCUAAAAAUCAUUCAAACAAUAGCAACAGUAAGAAAUAUGGAGAAUCAGGUGCAACUGUAAAGAAGAAACUCUCAGUGAAGCGGAUGAAUCAAAUUGAUGAUGUACUGGCUAAACCAAGACUCACAAAGAGUAAAGAUAAGCAGUCAGUUGAGGCAAAAAUGGCAGCUGAAUUUAGUUCAGAAAAUUCAAGUCCUAUCUCUGUUCUUGAUAUCAAUGAAUUUUCAAUCUAUGAUUACCAUCGAUCUUCAGAAGAUCCCAGGUGUAAAGAUUUGCAUUUUGAGAGGAAAUCUUCAGUAAAGAGCAUAUGCACACCAGCAAAUUCCAAGCGAAUUUUGAGGAAUGAUGAUCCCAAGUUAAGAGUUGUCAAGAAAAAGGAGAAUGAGUGGCUGGAUGAUCAGAUGACCGACUAUUACAAGGAAAUGGUGGCCAAGCUUUGCCUUAUAACAGAUGAGUGUAUAAUACAAUGCAAUUGGGUUCCGGAGAAGGAGCUCAAUUUUGAAGAAAUUUGCAUGCAAAUUGGGGAGCACAUCCUUGAUACUUCAAUAAAACAAGCUGUAGAUGAACUAGAGGGAUUUAAUUAAUACAGAAAUUUUAGGUUUGUAAUGUUGAUGAAAACUCUGCAGAAUAAUCCAUACACAGAUAUUGGUAAUAGUUGUGAAAGCGUUUGCAGAGUUUAACCAUGUAGCACAACACAAGCAUGUUUGGGAAUUGUAAAAAUAUUAACUCUUUCUUUCUACAGAAAGUUGAGGUGUUAUUGAAAAGAUGAGAAAAUUACAAAUGGGUCAAAUUU